Molecule: messenger RNA, 2433 nt
Organism: Lemur catta (Ring-tailed lemur)
Lineage: Eukaryota; Metazoa; Chordata; Mammalia; Primates; Lemuridae
Gene: NOVA2
Product: NOVA alternative splicing regulator 2
Exons: 4
Coding region: 412-2082 (556 amino acids)
Biological process (GO): regulation of alternative mRNA splicing, via spliceosome; mRNA splicing, via spliceosome
Cellular component (GO): nucleus; cytoplasm
Molecular function (GO): mRNA binding
Source: RefSeq, a predicted model, not a curated record
UGUAGCCGCUGCCGCCCGCGCCUGCCACCCCCCCUGGCCCCCACUAGCGGCCGCCUCCGCCUUCUACCUCCGGCCACGCUCCUCCGGCCCCCCGCCCCGAGCAGGGUCUGGGGGGCUCGGCCCUCUGCUCCGGGGAGCAAAGAAAGGGGAUCCCGUCCCCCCAGUGGCGCGGCCAGUCCCCGGCCUCUGUGAUCCUGAGAGAGACCCCACCCCUCAGUUCUCUCCAGGCCGAAUCGGAGACCCCCUCUGCCCUCCUGCUCACAUCCGCUCUUCAGGCUCUGUCAGCCCCCCGAGAACCGGCUCCCUCCCUCCUUCCCUCUCCGGGGGUUCCCCCUCCCCCAUCCCUCCGCCGCCCCCUCCCCCUCCCACAUCCCCUUCCCUCCCCCUCCUCCGCCCCCCGCCCCCCCCACCAUGAGGAUGAUGGCCGCCGGCGCGGUGCACGGCCUCUUCACGGCCUCCGCGGCCCCGCAGCCGCCGCCGCCCCCGCCGCCGCCGCCGCCGCAACCCCAGCCUCCCCAGCAGCCGUCGCCGCCGCCACAGCAGCCGCCGCCGCCGCCGCCGCAGCCGCCGCAGCAGCAGCAGCCGCCGCCCCAGGCCCCCCCCAUGGAGCCCGAGGCCCCGGAUUCCCGCAAGAGGCCCCUCGAAACGCCCCCCGAGGUGGUCUGCACCAAGCGCAGCAACACGGGAGAGGAAGGCGAAUACUUCCUGAAGGUGCUGAUCCCCAGCUACGCAGCGGGCUCCAUCAUUGGCAAGGGCGGGCAGACCAUCGUGCAGCUGCAGAAGGAGACUGGAGCCACCAUCAAGCUCUCCAAGUCCAAAGACUUCUAUCCCGGAACCACAGAGCGGGUAUGCCUAGUACAGGGCACAGCAGAGGCCUUGAAUGCUGUGCACAGCUUUAUUGCCGAGAAGGUCCGAGAAAUCCCACAAGCGAUGACCAAGCCUGAGGUGGUCAACAUCCUUCAGCCCCAAACCACGAUGAACCCCGACAGAGCCAAGCAGGCCAAGCUGAUCGUGCCCAACAGCACGGCGGGCUUGAUCAUCGGCAAGGGGGGCGCAACGGUGAAAGCCGUGAUGGAACAGUCAGGCGCGUGGGUGCAGCUGUCCCAGAAGCCAGAGGGCAUCAACCUGCAGGAGCGCGUGGUGACGGUCAGCGGGGAGCCCGAGCAGGUGCACAAGGCCGUGAGCGCCAUCGUGCAGAAGGUACAGGAAGACCCCCAGAGCAGCAGCUGCCUCAACAUCAGCUACGCCAACGUGGCUGGCCCCGUGGCCAACUCCAACCCCACCGGCUCGCCGUACGCCAGCCCAGCCGACGUGCUGCCCGCCGCGGCCGCCGCCUCGGCCGCCGCCGCCUCGGGCCUGCUGGGCCCCGCCGGGUUGGCGGGCGUGGGAGCCUUCCCCGCCGCCCUGCCUGCCUUCUCGGGCACCGACCUGCUGGCCAUCAGCACGGCGCUUAACACGCUGGCCAGUUACGGCUACAACACCAACUCCCUGGGCCUGGGCCUCAACUCGGCCGCCGCCUCCGGCGUCCUGGCCGCCGUGGCCGCCGGGGCCAACCCCGCCGCCGCCGCCGCGGCCAACCUCCUGGCCUCCUACGCGGGGGACGCGGGCGCCGGGCCAGCCGGAGGGGCCGCCCCGCCGCCACCGCCGCCCCCCGGAGCCCUGGGCUCCUUUGCGUUGGCUGCAGCCGCCAACGGCUACCUCGGGGCAGGCGCCGGGGGCGGGGCUGGCGGAGGGGGCGGCCCGCUGGUGGCCGCUGCAGCCGCGGCGGGGGCGGCUGGGGGCUUCUUGACGGCGGAGAAGUUGGCAGCCGAGAGUGCCAAGGAGCUGGUGGAGAUUGCGGUGCCUGAGAACCUGGUGGGAGCCAUCCUGGGCAAGGGGGGCAAGACGUUGGUGGAGUACCAGGAGCUGACAGGCGCCCGCAUCCAGAUCUCCAAGAAGGGCGAGUUCCUGCCAGGCACGCGGAACCGGCGGGUCACCAUCACGGGCAGCCCCGCGGCCACGCAAGCCGCUCAAUACCUCAUCAGCCAGCGGGUCACCUACGAGCAGGGAGUGAGGGCCUCAAACCCCCAGAAAGUGGGAUGAGGCCUGUGGUGUGUGCUCCCACCCCUGUCCCUCUUCCUCCUCCCACCUCCUCCUCCUCCUCCUCCUGCCCCCAACUCCUGACCUCAGCUUGGUGUAGUCCUGCUGCUCUUGGGAUGGGGCUGGGGUAGGCCUGACUGCACCCUCCCCUCUUGGUAGUCAUAGGCAGGAUUGAGUGAUGGUUGGGGACGGGGCUCAGAAGCCCCCUCCCCAGCCUUGAACUGACCCCUCCUUCCUCCCGCCCUGUGCUUGGCUGGGCCUGACCCUCCUCUCCCAGGGCCCAGGUCUGUGUGAUAUCUGUAUAUAUUGCAUUUUGUUGAUUUUAAUAGAAAACAAAGCGUUAUUUUCUCUUUC